UGAUAAACGAUAACAGGAAUAAUAGGCAAGUACGUUUAUAACUCUCCAAUUUUAGAGCAUUUCUUGUGAAUUUGAUAAGAAAUACAAAUUUAAAACUAUCUCGUUUUUUAGAUUUGAUUGAUACACUUUCGCACGAAUUUAAAAAAAAAAUUGCUAAAAAUAUACAAAUCUAAAAUCUCAACAAUUACGAAAAUUUUAAUUUUCUUCCCUCACUCAUAGAAAGACACGUUUUUGUAGGAUAACUUGAUGAAUUAAAUUGUUUGGAAAAAAAAUUAGCUUAAAAGAGUGAUUUAUUUUUUUUUUAUCUCGCUCUUAUUUUAAAUAGAUUAGAAAGUUCAAUGAGUAAAAAAACGAGUUUUUUUACAUCGAUGACGCCCGGUUCUCUCAGAGAACUAAAAAAAAAAAUUUAUUUAGUGUAAGGCCCGGUCAGGAUUAUGCAAUAAUUACGCCUUACGUCUGGCUGGGUGAGAAAUUUUUUUACUCUUGCACACGCUUUAAGCAAAAACGAUUUGCGUUUUCUUAUCUUGCAAAACGUGCUCUCCUUGCGCUGUUGCGCGGCUCGUAGCAUUUAUUUCUCAGAGUUAUGAAAAAUCAGUAAAAGUGUCAGUUUGAACUGAUUGUGCGUUGGAAAGACGAUUGUGCUAGAGGCAUUUUUCUAUUUUUUAAAUUUGACCUCGCGGCGUUAAAACCAAACAGCACUAAAUUUUUGUAGUAUAGUUUUUCAUUUGCCGAAAAGGAGCCUUUCAGCACGUCAUUUUUGUUAUUAAUUUAGCAAAAUGAGGUUUACCCCUUUGAGCGCACUUCUUACCUUGCUGCUCCUUUUUUGUGCCGAUCGCUGUGGGGCGGCACGAAUCCUCGGCCUCUUCGCCACCCCCGCCAAGAGCCACAGCCGCGUUUUUGAGGCGCUCUUCCAAGAACUGGCGGUCAGAGGCCACCAGGUGACCUUUGGCAGUCCUUUCGGCCUGCAGUGGCCGUCCAACCUCAACGCGUCGUCGAAGGGAAAAAUCGACUACGUGCACCUGGACGAUCAAGGCGUUCUGGGCUCCAUAAUGGGCAACGUUGUUGGCCCGAAACGCAAACCCCUGUCCGAGAGUCUCUGGCUUUGGACCAUCGCGCCUGACCUUUGCAGAAACGAACUCAACUCGCCCGGCCUCAAACCGAUCAUCGAGGCCGGCAAGAAUAAAACCAUUUCUUUUGAUCUUGUGAUUGUCGAGUCAUUCUUCUUUGACUGUUUCGUGCCUGUGGCGAGACUUUUUGAAGCGCCGCUUGUGCUUUUCACGUCGCAAUGGGCGCCGCAGUGGGCCCACCAGGCCAUGGGCAAUCCCGACUCUUGGGCCACCUCCCCGAACAUGUUUCUGCCAUACACUCAUAAGAUGAGUUUCUUUGAGCGAAUGCACAAUGUGAUGCAUUCGGCGACGGCAUUAUUGGCUCGGAAAUACCUCGAGCUCCCUCGACAGGACAAAGUCGUCAAAGAGAUUUUUGGAGGAGAUUUUCCAACUCUGGCCAAUAUGGAGAAAGAAGCUGCCCUUAUGCUGAUCAAUUCUCACCCCAUCACAAAUUCACCCCAUGCAAACUUGCCAAAUGUCGUUGAAGUGGGUGGCAUUCACAUCAAGCCGGCAAAAUCCUUGGAUAAAGAUCUUCAAAAAUUCUUUGACGAUUCCCCAAAAGGAGUGAUUUUGUUCAGUCUCGGUUCGCUCAUCACGAAAGACACAAUGGACCCUGAGCGGCUGACCACGUUGACCACGGCAAUGGGCGCCAUCGACUACCCCAUUCUCUGGCGGUGGGACACGGAGGACGUGCCAAAUCUGCCCAAAAACGUCAAAAUCGUUUCCUGGCUCCCUCAGAGAGACGUUUUAGCUCAAAAAAAUUUGCGCCUCUUCGUCACCCACGGCGGUCUUUUGAGCACCCAAGAGGCAACCUACGAAGGGGUGCCGCGACUUGUGAUGCCAUUUUUCGGCGACCAGCAAAGCAACGCUCAGAAAGUGGUCCAGCUCGGAGUUGGUCUGUCCCUCAACUACUAUUCAGCGAGCGCCGAAGAAUUAGUCAAGAGCGUAAACAAAAUUAUGAAUGAUAAAAGUUUUUCCGAGCGGGCAAAGCAGCUCUCGACUGCGUUCAGGGACCAAUUAAAUUCUCCCCUCGAGAGGGCAGUUUUCUGGACCGAGCACGUGAUUAAGCAGAAAGGCGCUCAAUAUCUGAGAACGACCAGCAUUGAUCUGAAUUGGCUCCAGGACACGUGCCUCGAUGUGAUAUUAGCUUUGAUUUUAAGUGCAGCUGUGGUUUCCAUAAUUGCAACGAAAUUAAUGAAAAAAUUUCUGAAUCAUUUUUCAAGAAAAGUGAAAAGUGACUGAUUAUGAUUAUUUUAGUAAUAUAAGACUAGAUCGAUCUAAUGUACAAUUAAUUUUGGCCUCUUGGUAAGUAAGCUAAUAAAAAUUUAUUUUAUAAAAAUUAAAAAGUGAUGGCAAAGAA
Neocloeon triangulifer is the source of this 2466-nucleotide messenger RNA. RefSeq names its product UDP-glycosyltransferase UGT5-like. Gene Ontology annotation, molecular function: UDP-glycosyltransferase activity. The transcript is spliced from 7 exons. The record is from RefSeq and is a predicted model, not a curated record. The coding region runs from base 777 to 2348 and encodes 523 amino acids. Lineage: Eukaryota; Metazoa; Arthropoda; Insecta; Ephemeroptera; Baetidae.